Messenger RNA from Bolinopsis microptera, 1367 nucleotides. RefSeq lists its product as uncharacterized. NCBI's taxonomy places the organism in Eukaryota, Metazoa, Ctenophora, Tentaculata, Lobata, Bolinopsidae. The transcript has 5 exons. The coding region runs from base 1 to 1035 and encodes 344 amino acids. The record is from RefSeq and is a predicted model, not a curated record.
AUGUCUAUUCCUAGACGCAUUGGAGAGAUCAGCCUCCAAUUGGAGAGAUCAGCCUCCAAUUGGAGAGAUCAGCCUCCAAUUGGAGAAGUACAGUUCGCACGGUACUUUUGCAAGUUCCCUCAUAUUGACCCUAAGAUACAGUUCGCACGGUACUUUUGCAAGUUCCCUCAUAUUGACCCUAAGGUACAGUUCGCACGGUACUUUUACAAGUUCCCUCAUAUUGACCCUAAGGUACAGAUCGCACGGUACUUUUGCAAGUUCCCUCAUAUUGACCCUAAGGUACAGUUCGCACGGUCCUUUUGCAGGUUCCCUCAUAUUGACCAUAAGGUACAGUUCGCACGGUACUUUUGCAAGUUCUCUCAUAUUGACCCUAAGGUACAGUUCGCACGGUACUUUUGCAGGUUCCCUCAUAUUGACCCUAAGGUACAGUUCGCACGGUCCUUUUGCAGGUUCCCUCAUAUUGACCCUAAGGUACAGUUCGCACGGUACUUUUACAAGUUCCCUCAUAUUGACCCUAAGGUACAGAUCGCACGGUACUUUUGCAAGUUCCCUCAUAUUGACCCUAAGGUACAGUUCGCACGGUCCUUUUGCAGGUUCCCUCAUAUUGACCAUAAGGUACAGUUCGCACGGUACUUUUGCAAGUUCUCUCAUAUUGACCCUAAGGUACAGUUCGCACGGUACUUUUGCAGGUUCCCUCAUAUUGACCCUAAGGUACAGUUCGCACGGUCCUUUUGCAGGUUCCCUCAUAUUGACCAUAAGGUACAGUUCGCACGGUACUUUUGCAAGUUCUCUCAUAUUGACCCUAAGGUACAGUUCGCACGGUACUUUUGCAAGUUCCCUCAUAUUGACCCUAAGGUACAGUUCGCGCGGUACUUUUGCAAGUUCUCUCAUAUUGACCCUAAGGUACAGUUCGCACGGUACUUUUGCAAGUUCCCUCAUAUUGACCCUAAGGCAACACCUUUUAAAGCUCCCUUCGUGUAUCAAUUUUACUGGUACGUUGUAGCUUUCCCGUUUAUACUAUUGUUAAUUUCGUAGGAUUGAGCACAUUUUCUUAGGAUUGAGCACACUUUCUAUUUUAUUAGAAGUGAAAUAAUAUCGUUAUGUUUAUUGUUUAGGAAAUCAAACUCAGACUGAUCGACUGUUUUGGAAAAUUACUUCUCGCCUACUUUUAAACUUCGUCUUUUGUUUGAUUAUGCAGAUAUCAACGUUAAUCCAGGCUCUUUAUUCAAUAAGUAGGACAUGUACACUAUCAUAACUAAAAUACACUCAAUUAUUAAAGACUAUGAAGCUAUAUGAGGCUGAUGUAGUUACUUUUUGUUUAAACUUGAUUUGUUUUGUGAAGGAGUGGAUCUACUCCGACUCCAGAA